Mus caroli (Ryukyu mouse) is the source of this 13895-nucleotide messenger RNA. It is a transcript of the gene Hcn1, whose product is annotated as hyperpolarization activated cyclic nucleotide gated potassium channel 1. The record is from RefSeq and is a predicted model, not a curated record. Gene Ontology annotation, molecular function: voltage-gated potassium channel activity. NCBI's taxonomy places the organism in Eukaryota, Metazoa, Chordata, Mammalia, Rodentia, Muridae. Gene Ontology annotation, cellular component: dendrite; HCN channel complex; axon. Gene Ontology annotation, biological process: sodium ion transmembrane transport; potassium ion transmembrane transport; regulation of membrane depolarization.
GCGACGGGCAGCCGGCUCCGGCCCCUGCUCCUUGGCUUCGAGCCCCCGGCGAGUCUGGAGCCCGCGCCGUCGCCGGUCGCGUUCUCUGGGCAUGGAAGGCGGCGGCAAGCCCAACUCCGCGUCCAACAGCCGCGACGAUGGCAACAGCGUCUUCCCCUCCAAGGCGCCCGCGACGGGGCCGGUGGCGGCCGACAAGCGCCUGGGGACCCCGCCGGGGGGCGGCGCGGCCGGGAAGGAACAUGGCAACUCCGUGUGCUUCAAGGUGGACGGCGGUGGAGGAGAGGAGCCGGCGGGCAGCUUCGAGGAUGCCGAGGGGCCCCGGCGGCAGUAUGGUUUCAUGCAGAGGCAGUUCACCUCCAUGCUGCAGCCUGGGGUCAACAAAUUCUCCCUCCGCAUGUUUGGGAGCCAGAAGGCGGUGGAGAAGGAGCAGGAAAGGGUUAAAACUGCAGGCUUCUGGAUUAUCCAUCCGUACAGUGACUUCAGGUUUUAUUGGGAUUUAAUCAUGCUUAUAAUGAUGGUUGGAAAUUUGGUCAUCAUACCAGUUGGAAUCACGUUCUUCACAGAGCAAACAACAACACCGUGGAUUAUUUUCAACGUGGCAUCCGAUACCGUUUUCCUGUUGGACUUAAUCAUGAAUUUUAGGACUGGGACUGUUAAUGAAGACAGCUCGGAAAUCAUCCUGGACCCUAAAGUAAUCAAGAUGAAUUAUUUAAAAAGCUGGUUUGUGGUGGACUUCAUCUCAUCGAUCCCGGUGGAUUAUAUCUUUCUCAUUGUAGAGAAAGGGAUGGACUCAGAAGUUUACAAGACAGCCAGAGCACUUCGUAUCGUGAGGUUUACAAAAAUUCUCAGUCUCUUGCGGUUAUUACGCCUUUCAAGGUUAAUCAGAUACAUACACCAGUGGGAAGAGAUAUUCCACAUGACCUAUGACCUCGCCAGUGCUGUGGUGAGGAUCUUCAACCUCAUUGGCAUGAUGCUGCUUCUGUGUCACUGGGAUGGCUGUCUUCAGUUUCUGGUUCCCCUGCUGCAGGACUUCCCACCAGAUUGCUGGGUUUCUCUAAAUGAAAUGGUUAAUGAUUCCUGGGGAAAACAAUAUUCCUACGCACUCUUCAAAGCUAUGAGUCACAUGCUGUGCAUUGGUUACGGCGCCCAAGCCCCCGUCAGCAUGUCUGACCUCUGGAUUACCAUGCUGAGCAUGAUUGUGGGUGCCACCUGCUAUGCAAUGUUUGUUGGCCAUGCUACAGCUUUGAUCCAGUCUUUGGACUCUUCAAGGAGGCAGUAUCAAGAGAAGUAUAAGCAAGUAGAACAAUACAUGUCAUUCCACAAGUUACCAGCUGACAUGCGCCAGAAGAUACAUGAUUACUAUGAGCAUCGAUACCAAGGCAAGAUCUUCGAUGAAGAAAAUAUUCUCAGUGAACUUAAUGAUCCUCUGAGAGAGGAAAUAGUCAACUUCAACUGCCGGAAACUGGUGGCUACUAUGCCUCUUUUUGCUAACGCCGAUCCCAAUUUCGUGACGGCCAUGCUGAGCAAGCUGAGAUUUGAGGUGUUCCAGCCCGGAGACUAUAUCAUUCGAGAAGGAGCUGUGGGGAAGAAAAUGUAUUUCAUCCAGCAUGGUGUUGCUGGCGUUAUCACCAAGUCCAGUAAAGAAAUGAAGUUGACAGAUGGCUCUUACUUCGGAGAGAUAUGCCUGCUGACCAAGGGCCGGCGCACUGCCAGUGUCCGAGCUGAUACCUACUGUCGUCUUUACUCCCUUUCGGUGGACAAUUUCAAUGAGGUCUUGGAGGAAUAUCCAAUGAUGAGAAGAGCCUUUGAGACAGUUGCUAUUGACCGACUCGAUCGGAUAGGCAAGAAAAACUCUAUUCUCCUGCAGAAGUUCCAGAAGGAUCUAAACACUGGUGUUUUCAACAACCAGGAGAACGAGAUCCUGAAGCAGAUCGUGAAGCAUGACCGAGAGAUGGUACAAGCUAUCCCUCCAAUCAACUAUCCUCAAAUGACAGCCCUCAACUGUACAUCUUCAACCACCACCCCAACCUCCCGCAUGAGGACCCAAUCUCCGCCAGUCUAUACCGCAACCAGCCUGUCUCACAGCAACCUGCACUCACCCAGCCCCAGCACACAGACGCCUCAACCCUCAGCUAUCCUUUCACCCUGCUCCUAUACCACAGCAGUCUGCAGUCCUCCCAUACAGAGCCCCCUGGCCACACGAACUUUCCAUUAUGCCUCUCCCACUGCGUCCCAGCUGUCACUCAUGCAGCAGCCUCAGCAGCAGCUACAGCAGUCCCAGGUACAGCAGACUCAGACUCAGACUCAGCAGCAGCAGCAGCAACAGCAGCAGCAGCAACAACAACAACAACAACAACAGCAGCAGCAGCAGCCACAGACACCUGGUAGCUCCACACCGAAAAAUGAAGUGCACAAGAGCACGCAAGCCCUUCAUAACACCAACCUGACCAAAGAAGUCAGGCCCCUCUCUGCCUCGCAGCCUUCUCUGCCCCAUGAGGUCUCCACUUUGAUCUCCAGACCUCAUCCCACUGUGGGCGAGUCCCUGGCCUCUAUCCCUCAACCCGUGGCAGCAGUCCACAGCACUGGCCUUCAGGCAGGGAGCAGGAGCACAGUGCCACAACGUGUCACCUUGUUCCGACAGAUGUCCUCGGGAGCCAUCCCCCCCAACCGAGGAGUGCCUCCAGCACCCCCUCCACCAGCAGCUGUGCAGAGAGAGUCUCCCUCAGUCCUAAAUACAGACCCAGAUGCAGAAAAACCCCGUUUUGCUUCGAAUUUAUGAUUCUUGCUGAUUGUCAAAGCAGAAAAGAAGUACUCUAAUAAACAGAAUAUUCUCAGAUAUUAUUUUAUUCUAUCUCACGAUAGAUCCCUAUAGCCUACUCUGAAAAAAAAUAUUUUAGAAGCUGUGGCCUACAUGCAAAUGUAAAAACAUAUAUACAUAUAUAAUUAAAUAUAUAUAUAUAUCUAAAUGCCCAAGAGAAGUUCAAAAGACUUGUAUAACAUUCAGUGUUACAUGUCUUCCUUUCUUUAAAACCAUUAAAGGAUUUAACACAUUGUUGUAAGGUCAUUGAUUUCUCACCUUUUACUUAAUUCCUUUGAUAUAUGUGUUUCUCCCUUUUAUGAAGAGUUCUUGGAGUCAAUGGAAACAAAACUCUGAUUUUUAAAAAGGCAACUCCAAUUAGAUCCAGCAUAGCACCAAUCAAAGCUUUCUUUCAUUAGCUGUGCCUCUGCGUCUAGGUUGUUAAUUAUGCGGGAUUCAAUAAACAAAUCCCAGUUUAUAGCUCUCAAUUGUAUUUUGGUGCUUUAAAUUUUGAGUUAGGUGAAGGAACACGCUACAUGCUCAGCCACCAUAGGAGACUAACAUUGCCAUUGAUAAGGCUUCCUCUAACCUCAAACAUGUUCAUUGAUUUUGUGAGAAAAGUGAGGAGAUAUUUGUCUUCAUGUGUCACUGGACUUUUACCAAGACUCAGUCAUUGUUAGCUGUAAAUAACUUUCCCAACCCGAAUAAAAGUAACUAUUCUGUGUUGUAGAAAGGUAAAAGUCAGUGUUUAAGAAUUUAGUUUUCCUGCUUCACUUCAAAAGUUAGAGUUUUAAAUUUCACAAAACACUCUAAUUGUGACAGCUGUUCAAAUGUAAUGCAAUGGCUUGAGACCUACAAUAUCAUUUUUAACCUGCGAUACUUUAAUGCAAAAAUUGUAUGCUUGAACCUACAAAUUGCUUGUAUGACACCAAAAAUCAUUACUUUUAUUCCUUCUUGACAUAAUCAAGCAUCUGAACCUAGUCCUGGCAUGCUUUCGGGGGCAAAAAAAUAAAAUAAAAUAAAAUAACUUAAAAAAAAGUAGAUUCAAAUCAAUCAUUGUAAGAAAAGGCUUACAGUAUUUCUCACUUCUAGAUGAGUAUAACUAUUCAUUAAUUGCCUCUCUUAAAAUUCUUAAAAGGCUGACUUGGCUCUCUGACUUAAAUCUAGAAGUGAGGUUUUCACUUUCAUUUGAUAUUGUUGCUGUUCUUAUUGUUUAAACAAUCAUUUGCAAACCAUAGCUUGUUUUGGAGUUAAAGGUGUUAUGUGUCUUCAUGUUAGUUGGUAGUUUAUCGUGAUGUUAAUGUGAAGAAAUAAAUAUUAUAUAUCAUCACAUCUGUUUGGAAAUACACAUUUUGCCCUUUGUAUAUUGUAACUAAGCAGUUAGUAAAUCUUAAGGCAUGUGGUAACCUACAUAGUCCUUAGAUAGACAGGAGGUUUGUUCUUUCAAAUGUGCUGAAACUUAUAUGGACUCGGUGACAGGAAGCAGGGGCGGAAUUGAGCUGUCCGAAAGCAUUGUCUGUUUGUUCACUUGUUUCCUUAAUUCUUCCUGUGAGCAUCAUGGAGCCUAAUCUAGGGAAGUCCCUUAGCGAUCAUGUGUGUUUGCUGCACCUCACACAAGUGGUGGGUGAGUAGAACACAGUAGCAAGCUCUCUAGUGCCUGACUUCUAUAUGUAACUCAAGAGAGUGAGCUGAUGCGAGCGGAGGUCUUUGACAUUACAGGCACAAAUGAUCUAUUUAGGAACACAAAGACCGUACAUUCUGCUGGGACAGGGCCUCCAGGUAUCCUUGAGGACCGAGAACAAAAGCAGAAGCAAGAGGUUUAAAGUGGAUCUACAUUGCCUUUUAUGAAACCAAAACGAGUCGUUGCACUUAAUUGCUAACAGAUCCUACCUUGUGUGAAACAAUCAGCAAUGCUAGGUAAAGUGAUGUUAUUCCUGGAAUGCUAGUGACCAAUGACAUCCUGUUAGGAAUGAUGUAAGGGAGAGAUCGUGCCGCCUACGUAAAAUCUAUGGGAAAGUUGCAAGACCUAUAUCACUUACUAUCAGUACAAAACUCCUUUAUUUUAUUAAAUUUAAAAACUAGCUUCUUGUUAAGAUCAUGUACUAGUCCUUUAAAUUAUUAAAGGUCUACCUUUGGCAGGAUUAAUGCAUUUCGUAGUAAAAUAUUUUUAUAUAUCAAUUUUUUUGAGCACCAUUGGAGAACAUCCGCAAAAUUGAAUUGCAUGGUUAUUCAGUGCAACCAAUAAAAUUUUUAUUCACUUUGUACUCGAAUGGACAAAGAACACUAAGGUUUAUAUGUUAAAGUAACAAAACCAUACAGGGUAUAUUAUAUACACAUAUGUAUGAAUGUGUGUGUUUGUAAAGGUACAGUGCUAGGAGAACAUGACCUUUUUUCUCUGUACAUAGUUAAGCUCAAGUACGGAGUUUUAAUCUGUACGGGAAGAGCUGUAUUAGGGUCUUUCACUGCUGAGAAAGUAGAACAAUAACUUAUACUUUGCACUGUAUGACCAGGGAAGAGUUACGGUAUUUCUUUUGUCUUUGCUCAAAGCCAUACUUAUAUAAAUAUAUAUUAAGAUUAUUAAUAAAUCCAAAAGAAAAUAAACCAAAUUAUGAAUAUUUUAUUUUGUUGUUGAAAUCUAAUCAAAUGUUUAACUCAUUGAGGAGUACAGAUUUGCUUGUUGUUCUCUCUUUGUAUAAUCUCCAAAAAGAUUUGUUUUUGAAAAUCACCAUACAAUUAUUAUAGAUAUUCUACAGAUAUAGAAUGAAUGUAAUUUAAAUAGGACAUAGAUGUCUCAGUCACCUCUUUGUUUUCCUUUUUUCAUAAUGUAAAAUUUGGUUAUUUUAUUCUUUACCCCAUGCCUCUUUAGUAUGUGGUGUUUCUCCAGUUUUAAAACGCAGCCAUGUCUUUGUUAUUGGAUAUGGGGAUGGUUUUUAAUUUAUGUACAUGACCUGUUUUCUCUGGGCUUUUCAAAGGCCUCAGAUGAGAUUUGUCACAAUGAGGAUAAAUAGCGAAGCAGUCCUAAACACAAGGAGGAUAAAAUGUGAUUCUUCAAUUGGUUGUCCUCCUCAAACACACAGCCUGCCUCCAGGUCUCCGUGACCUCUCCAUAAGUGAAUGGUUACCAAGUGGAUGCCAUUCCACUUUUAAAAGAUGGUUACUCUAUCAUUUACAGACUUAAAUGAACAUGGUAUUUUAAGGACACUGCAAAGAAAGCAGUCGCUAGUCUAAUAAUUCCUACAGUAUAUGAACAAUUUAAACAAUAUGAUGAGUUUCAACUUUUAGAUACAUUAUACGGAAAUCAGAAUUAGUUAUGAUUCAACAUAUAAGUCACCUUGACUCCUUGUCAAGAUUAUUGUGUAAAAUACCUCCAUAUAUUUUUAUGACUUAUGUUUUUUAUUUGGUACGUUUACUAUAAUUGCUAUUUGGGAUCUUACUUUCCUUAUUUUUAUAAUAUUAAACUAGAUGACUAAAACUUUUCUCAUUUUUAUCUUCUCCAUCCUUGUAGAGCUUGUAUCAUGCCAUGCAAGUGUGGGAUGUGUUGUUGUUGCUGCUGCAGCUGCUGCUGUUGCUGUUAAUAUUCACUAACCCUAACAAAAAAUUUUCUAUAUGAUAGGUACAUAUACCUAAAUAUCCAUAAGUCUGUGCCAUAAGAAAAAAGUAUACUCAAGUAUUAAACUACACUUAUUCCCGAAUAGUCAAAAAUUGUCACGAAACAUGCAGUUGAAUAUGUGGACCAAAUUAUGUGGGAAUAUUUUAACUUUAUUCAAAAUAGUUCCUGAAAUAUUUUCAAAAUCAUGUUGGAAAUUUUCUUUCAAAGAUUUUUUUUUAUCAAUUUAAGGGUGAUUUGUAGUUGCUGUGACCACUUGAAAAUAGUGACUUUCUAAAGCAGUUUUAUUUCAUUUUAAUAAAUAACACAUUUUUAUUCUUUUCUCAUAUAUUAUAUUCUGAUACAAUUUUCCCAACCCCUUCUUCCCCCAGCCUCUUCCCUUCCCCAUCACCACUCUCUUCCAUAUCCCCACCCCUCUCCUGGGGGAAAGGAUCAACAUUUUUAUUGCAUGUAUUGAUAUCUUCACGAACAGGUCAUUUUGGCCUUGAUCACAUUUAUAGAUUUCAGGUAAAAAACCAUAAGCUUCUCCAUAUAGUAAAAAAUAUUCAGAUUGAAUAAUAAAUAUCACCACAAUAGAUCCUCUCAUUCUAGUUCAAAGGAUAUGUCUGUGAUAUUUGCUCUGUUGCUUAAUGCUUUGUGCAGCUCUAUCAAUGAAAUGUUAUUACUAUCUUUUCUUCAUAUUGAAAUAGACUCUGUAACACAAGGUGAUGAGGAAUGAAGAUAAUUUUCCAAAAAAAUCUGGAAUGAGAUAAAUGGUAUAUUUGUUCCAUGUACAAAUGUUGAUGUCUCAAAACAAGACAAAUGAUGUUUUAUAAAAUCAAAAUAAGUUUGAUAGCCAUAACCCAAGUAUUCCAUUUUAAAUUAAGACAGGACCCAACCCCACAAUCACAUGAACAUGCCUCUCUUAUCUCACCAUAAUCCUAUCCCAGUUUCCUUAACCAAGGGCGGGUGCAUAGUGACAAAUAAAGACUUGAAAGACUGUUGAAAGAAGCCUUGCCAAGACUUGUUUUGGGCCUAUCAUGAGACUUGUUAAAGAUGAUAAUAAAGGGAAAUGUAUGGAAGUCUAUUAAUUUAUGUCUGGGAUACUUGAUGUAGAAAGAAUAAAAUUUGAAGAAAGCAUCUAUAUGCAGUGAUGAAUGAAACUUCAAAUAUUUUACUACAAAAAUAUGACUGCUUAUCAGAACACUGGUGAUUGGUAAUAUUAGCAUCUUAUUGAAGUUAGAGUGUAUUAUAGGUCAAAAAUGCAUUUGAAAGGGUAAAAUUGGAUUUAAACACUCCUAAAAAGCCAUUUUUAUUAUCAAGCCAAAGGUUUUAUAAUUUUAUACUUUAAUCUUAAUUUUGUAGAGCGAUCAAAGAUUACAUGAUGAAAUUUGUGUUUUGCUAAUGUCAAAGAAAUAAAAUUCAUUUGUGACAGAGCAGGAAAUAAGGCUAUCUGUUACCUCACACUACUUGUGAGGAGGCUGAGUCUGAAGAAAGACCCUGGGUUUGCCAAAGAGUGCAGAUAAGUUUGGAAAACCAAAAAUGUAUCAGCUGUGCAUAUAAAAAUAGUACAGGGUGAAGGACAAGGGCAAGAAGAACCAAGAAUGAAAGGGAAUUAGAAUAUAUGACAGGGAAAUGAUGCAGAUUCGAAGGAAGCUAGUUUCUCCAACCUAACUGGUAGUAUCCUGUUCCACAGACAUUGGCGACAAUGUCUAAUCAAACAUAGCCAGUCCUUGCUGAUACUUUAUUUCUAAUAUAUCAUAAAUGAUCAUUCAGCUCAAUGUGAACUGACUCUUUAUUAAUAUGUAAUUAUAACUAUUAUUAUAACAUGUGAGUAGACAAUGCUACUGGACAUACCUACAAAAAUUGAUGUAUACAGCAGUUCUUCAAAAGUAAGGACCAUUAGUGUUUCUAUUAGAUUUAUUAAAAUGAUGUAGUUACUCAUAUUUCUUUUCUUUUUUAUUUGUUUGUUUAUUUGUUUUUAGCAAUGUAUUUAUUUUUAAUUUCUCUACACUGGUAUUUUGCCUAUAUGUAUGUCUGUGUGAGAGUCUGAGAUCCCUUGAAAUGAAGUUGCAGACAGUUGUGGACUGCCAUAUGGGUGCUGGGAAUUAAACCCUGGUCCUUCGGAAGAGCAUCUGGUGCUCUUAACCAUUGAGCCAUCUCUCCAAGCCCUAUGCAUAUUUCUUAAGCAGAACGAAUGGGCUUUUGUCAAAACAGAAGUUAAACUUUUGUCAGAUUUAAAGGAGGUCUCUUUAAAGAGAAUUCAUAUUUGUAGAGGCAAAUAUAUUUUCCUAAAAGAUUUUCUAGUUUACAAUUAGACUGUGGCAAACCCCUCAGAAAUGGGAAACAUAAUUUUUAAGGAAAUAAUCGCAUACUUCAUUUGAGAGAGCCAAAACCGAUUUGCCCAAUGUAUAGUGUCAUUUAUUUUUAGUAAUUUAUACAGUGAAAGCAUUUGUUUCUCAGUAUUUAAAAGUAAAAAUUGCUUGCUGAACUCCUUUAAGUUGUACUGCCAAUGUCUUAUACAAAAUUCUAGAGAAAACAUGCAGUUCUGAAUUGAUGAAAGUAUGAUAUUCUGAUAUAUAAGUUAAAAUAUUGGAUGUAGGAAGAUUAAAUAGCAUCUUAUACACAAAAUAUUCACACAGCAAAAGUAGCAUGUUUUCCAUAUAUUUCUAUUGCAAAGUUCCAAUAUAUAUUAACCAGAUAGGCUCACAGAUAAAAGUAUGGCAAUGUUCACUCAUAGUGUUCCUCAGUGUAAUCGUAAGAUGCAGAGCCCCAAAACAACAUAAAUCAAAAUGAUUUUGCCCUCCCAAUCAACAACAGCCUUCAGGGUCAGUGCCAAGUUAAUAUAACUAUUCAAAGUGGUGAUUUAUUUCUUCUUGGCAACAGCAAUCUCAUUUUGGGAGUUAGCCAAAAUUAAUUUCAAGCCAUAUUUCCUCAAUCUGAUAAAUGGUCAGGUUAGAGCGUGUAGCUCAUAUGCUAUCCCUAAAGAUCUACAGAUGAUCUGAAAGCAUCAACAAAUACAGUUUCAUAGAGUCUGACUAUGCGGAAUGAAAGCAGUAUGGAUUUUACAUUAAAAGGGUGAAUGGCCGCUAGACGUAAAAUAUAAAAUACUUGUAGUUUCUAAGAGGCAAAAAUAACCAUGUCCCUGUAGUGAUGUUGCACAUUUUUAAAUGGGAUGAAUGGUUGUGGUUUUUUUUUUUUUUUGAUUAAAUGGUGUUGAGUUUUGAUUGUUUAGAGGAAGUUGUAACAUGGAUAAUGGCAAAAAGUGGGUUAUCUUUAUAUUAGCCGUUAUUAAAAGUAUACAAGUAAAAGCCUAUUACAUUAUUUUGUCAAGCUAAACUAAAAAUGAAUUUGACCAUUAUUAUUUUUACCUGCAUCUCAGUGUUUUAUGUUAAGCUUGACUGGGCUUCUAGAAAGAUGACAAAGAUUCUUUGUUAGCAAAAGAGAGGGAGAAAGGGCAUUAUGGAGGGAGGGAGAGAGGAGGAAGAAAGGUAUGGGAUUUUCCCGAACAAUAUUACUUUUUUAGUCAGUUGAUUAUAGAUUGUUAACUUCAUCAUACAUCUGAAUGUCAACUUGAUGUGAGAAAAUGCUCAGUAGAAAUCUUGACCUUGCCAGAAAACCUCUCAAGCAUUUUAUUAGAAAUGGUAGUCAGUUUGUAAGUGAGCAGUCACGGGUGUUAUAGAAAGAUUUCGGGUUUUAGUUCAAGAUAGUCUUUUUUUUUUCCUUUAGGUCAGAUAUUCUAGAUUUGUGUGGGUCAUGACCCCUUUUGAGGAGUCAAAUAACCCUUUCAUAGUAGUCAUCUGAGACCAUCAGAAAACGCAGAUAUUUACAUUACGAUUCAUAACAGAAGAAAAUGAGUUAUGAAGUAGCAAUGACAGUAAUUGUAUGGUUUGGAGUCAUCAGAACAGGCAGUACUGUACUCAUGGGUUGCAGCAUUAGGAAGGUUGAGAAUCACUGCUUUAGGUUGAUUUUAGGUAUUAUAAUCAUUCAACUGACGUCAGUUUGUAUGUCUCCCCAGUAAGUGAGGUUAUAUCUGUUAAACCUGAAACAGCUUGGAAAACCUAUCCAAGAGAUUUUCUCUUCACCAACUCUGCACACCAUGUUUAUGUAAAAAAAAAUUACUGUGAUAGCAAAAAAUAUAUAGUUCUGGCAGGAAAAGUUUUAAUAUUUUCAAUAACAUUAUAUCUCUUAAAUUAGUAAUCCAUUAAAAGCUUUAAAGGCUUGCUAUGAAUAAGUACGCUAUGUGUGCAGAUAAUUUGUAAGUAUCCUAUUAGCUCUUCACAUUAUAUAUGAGAAUAGGGAAGAAAGAGACACUGAAGAAAAGAAAACUCACAUUUCAGUUCUUAAUCUGUAUUUUUAACAAAUUGUUGCAGUUGAUUUCCUUACAUCCCAGCCACAAAUUGAUAUCUAACUCACAAACAAUAUCUACAGGCCUCAGGUUCUAAAGUAAAGCAAUUCAGAACACAGGAACUAUAAACUGCAAAAGCCAUCCAACUCGGAUCCAUGAAAGAGGGAGAAUGAUACAGAGGUAGAUCUGAGGGCAUCAUUCAGCAUCAUUUCUGUCCUGUACUGUAUACAGUGGUUGUUCUACAGGCAAGUAGAAGCAUAGCACUGACCUGGGUAGAAAGACUGCUUUAAACUACGUGAGUUGAAUGUUUUUAAUUAUGUGGGGGCUGACAGCUGUCAUCACUUAACCUCACACACCUUUCUGAUUUUCCUACAGUAUAUUUUUACAGAUUAUUUCCUCCCUGUAGAUCUUUCUCCCUAGUCCAGACCAAAAUUGUCUUGUAUAUGAUGAAAAAACUACUCAAAGAGUCAAGUGCUCUAUUUAAAAUAUACCCCCUGAAUGGUUACUUCAAGCCAAGAUAGCCAUCCUAACUUAAAUCAUUAAAUAUGAAUAAAUUAAAAAGAAGUAGAAGAAGUUAAUCAGAAACUUGUGGAAGCAGAAGGUAUAGACUUUAAGGCUGAACUUCAAUGGCUCAGAACAACAUGGCUACUGGGAAAAGGAUAAAGUUCAGAGAAUCCAGAAUAGACAUAGGCCAAAGAUGUGCCUUAUUUGUUGAAAAAACAAGCAAGCAAGCACAGAAGCAAAGCUACAAGCAGGGGAAGCAUGCGGUGUUAAAGAGAGAGGUCUUCUGAUGCACAAACGCAUGGAGAGUCUCUGAAGUUCCACUGUGACGGGGUUUCCCACACCAUACGUGAUAACAUAGAAUGAUAUCAGUGCUCACAAAAAAACUGAAUGCCAAAGGUCUAUCUCCUCUCCCACAUUUACAACAGCAAGCUUCUGUCCUGACUGUAAGCUCACAAGUGUUAAUCAUUUGUCAUUCCCGUUAGGAUCAAUACCACUCUUCAUGAAAAGAUCAUCUGCUUUGGACAUUCCAUCUUUAGAUGCUGGGAGUGUCUAGGGGAAUAGCAUAACAAAGGUUUGUACAGCAUGACAAAGAAUUGUCUUACAGUAUGUGUGCAGAAAUUUUUUAGUUAUUUUAAGGGUUCUUUUUGCUCUACUGAUAGCUAUCAUUUCAGAAACAUGAUAAAAUCUUCCCUAUAUAAAUAGGAUUAAGAACUCCCAUCAUCAGUGUUAAUGGGCAAAGACAUUUCUUCCUAUAACUCUCUUACUGGUGAACAUUUCAAUAUUUUCUUUUCUUUCCUUUAUAUUUCUUCCUCUUUCCUUUCUUUCCUUCCGUCCUCCUCCAACACACUCUAUUUCUACUUUCUUGUUUUCUAUACAUUUUUAUUAUUUUUGUAUCACCACAUAAUCCUGGCUAUUCUAGAAUUUAUUGUAUAGACCAAGAUGCUCUUGGACUUAUGGAAAUUCUCUUGCCUCCUGAAUGUUUGGAUUAUAGGUGCAUACCACUGUAACUGAUUGAAAGUCUAGUUUUUAUAAAAUUGCACAUUACACAAUAAAAAAUAUUUGACUUAGAAGAAAUAAAGUGAGUAACAGAAAGACCAAGGGGAAAACUCAGAUUAAUUUGAAAACAUCAAAGUGGACUAACUAUAUUUUCCACAGGUUUCCUAAUACCAGAUUCAUAAAAUCUGUAAUAUUAUACAUGUAAUUAGUGAGAAUUAUAGUUGGAAGCAUGGAUCUCAUCUAACGAGAUUUUUCUAAUUAAUGAAGCUUACAAAUUCCUAUUAGGAACUGGAUGCUUAGACAGAGGUGUUCAAAUGGUAACAUCUGAAGAAUAUCUAGUGAUCCAUUUAGAUGUAUUGUUACUUUUAUGUUGUUUGGAACUCCUGCUAUUUAGCCACUUUGUUUUCUUUUGCUUAUGUCAACUUUCUUGAUAUAUAUAUAUAUAUUCAAAACCAGGCUAUUAUUUUUGCUCCUUGUUUAGGUGUGCAUUAACUAAUAAAAAUAAUUACUUGAAUAGUGAAAUGUGUCAUUAAGAAACCCUAGGUAUUGUGAAUAUGGUUAUGACUUUAAAAAUAAGUAUUUGAGGCUAGAGAGAUGACUCAUUGGUAAGAAUAUUUACUGUUCUUGUAGUGGACCUCAGUUAAGUUUGUAUACUCACAUAGUGGCUCACAACUGUUUUUUACUACACUUCCAAGAAAUCCAGGAAUCUAAUGUCUUCAACUGUCUGCUAAGGGUACCCUGAGCACAUGGUAUACAUACGUGCAGAAAAAAAAUGCACAAAAAUAAAAAUAUAUAAAUCUUUUCUUUUUAAUAUUUACAAAGAAAAAUAAAGUGUUGUGCCCUAAGUUUAUGUUUAAAGAAAGAAAUAGAUGAUAACCAACACAGCAAAGACAUAGAUAAACAUGAAUAAAGCAUUGGAAGAAAGGGGUGCAAGGGAGUACCUAGGAGGAGAUCCUAUUUUCAGUACCAUGGUCAAGGAUGAUUAAGAGAGAAAAGCAAACAAUAACCAAUGGCCACAGGCAGGCAGGCUAUCUAAUAGUCUAUCCCUUUCAUUACCUUACUACUGAGACUGUGACCCAUGGAUUAGCAGCAUUGGAAUCUUCCAGAGUUUGUAUUAAGAACAGGAUCUUAGGCCUGAUGCCACACAGGCAGAAAAUGUGCUUUCUAGCACAGUCCUGGGGAAUUAACAUGUGUUUUACUAUGAAGAUGCAUGAACAUGGUAAAGUCCUAGAAGAGGAAAAAAAAAACUUUCAUUAAAUAGAUGUUUCUGGGAAUGGCACUUCACAAUAAAGAACCCUGGCUACACAGGAAGAAUAAGGGGGCCUCAGAUAAACAUUUAGAUCCUGACAGUCAUGACCAAUUUUACAUACCAUCAUUUUAAAUUUGGAUCACGCAGUAUUCGCUUUAGCUUGCACUCCUUUCCACAGCCUGCCUCCUGGUACUUCUAUGGGACCAGAAAAGAAUAACGGUCAUGUUAAAAUUUCCUCAUUUUAACUCUCGCUGUCACUGUCAACAAUGAUUUGGUAUACAUAAUCUGGUAUUUUAUUUCUCCAGCUACUGUUUCAUGUUAACAACUACACAUUAUCACUGUAAAAAUAUGUUGUCCAGUGUUCUGUAUAUGCUUCUAUUUCCCCAUUAAAUCUAUGCACUUGCGGUGUUUUGAAA